Molecule: messenger RNA, 2675 nt
Organism: Diachasmimorpha longicaudata
Lineage: Eukaryota; Metazoa; Arthropoda; Insecta; Hymenoptera; Braconidae
Gene: magu
Product: SPARC-related modular calcium-binding protein 1-like
Exons: 9
Coding region: 402-2084 (560 amino acids)
Biological process (GO): cell-matrix adhesion
Cellular component (GO): basement membrane
Molecular function (GO): protein binding; calcium ion binding
Source: RefSeq, a predicted model, not a curated record
AGUUGCCACGGCUGGACACGCACUCCUGGUCCACUCCGGAUACCCCCAACUUCACGGAAAUAUCAGUCCCAGGGAGUCUGUCAGUUGAAAAAGCUAUCAUUCACAGUAGCUCAUCUUCGCAACGAAAAAAAAUAACGAGGAUUAUUAUUUUUUUUAAUUUUCAUUUACAAAUGAUGUGAAAACAUUUAUUCUCGCGAGGGCAUCCUUAGCCUUCCUGGGACCCUGUAAAUCCUGUGGAUACACAGACAGCGUGAUUAUCCUUGGGGCAAUAUUCUGAAGCUAGGGGAGGGUGGAAAAUGGUGCCAAGUGCGGUGAACGGAGUAAAAGUGUCAGACAAGUGAAUUUUUCAACGUCUCCGAGGGUUUUUAGUGAUUUAUUUAUUCUGAAAAGAGGAUUCAAGGAUGUGGGGAGAAUCCAGGAUGCUCAUCCGAGUUAUUAUCUUCGCGAUUGCUCUCGGGGGGUGUCACGUGGAGGGAAACACUACAGUUGCUAUUGCUCAGGAGGAAUGUCGGAAGAGAAUAGCUGAAUGUUUCAUGUCAGACGGUGCUACUACACCGGUAUGUGGCAGUGAUGGGGUGACCUAUCCGUCUCAGUGUCGAGUGGUCACCAGACAGUGUCAGGGCGAGUCAAUUCUCAUUAAACACACUGGUCCAUGUCCAGAAACCCCUCCGUGCUUGUCGGCCCGAGCGACGUCCCGUCCGGGCUCUCGGCCCGUCUGUCGUCCAGACGGCACUUGGGCGCCAGUCCAGUGUCACACGGAAACUGGCUACUGCUGGUGUGUGACACCUCAGGGCCGUCCACUUCCGGAUACCUCGGUGAAGAACGAAAAGCCGAGAUGCAGGAAGGCGGCUUCCUCAUCCUCGGAGACAGCCUCCACGCGGAGCGCCCAGCGAAGACGCUCUCCAAACUGGAAACAACGUCGCCAGUACACAGGACGGCACAGGAACACCUGUGAUAGAGCGGAAAAAUCGACAUUCAACACUAACCUCAUCGGGAAUUUCAAGAUUGAGUACAGGAGGACGAACAUCUCGGCUGAUGGUGAUAAAAACGUGGAGCGCGUUCUAUCCUGGAAAUUUCUGACCCUCGAUAAAGACGGUGACGGUUAUCUCGACAGAAACGAGUACAAAGAGCUACGUAGACUCGCUAGAAAAGCUGUGAGGCCGAAGAAGUGCGCUCGUACAUUCGCAAGGACUUGCGAUCUCAAUCAGGAUCUCAAACUCUCCAGGCAAGAGUGGGGCGCUUGUCUGGCCAACGACUUCAAACUACGUUUGUUCUUGUCGCUGAAUGGUGCAGACGGACGACGCGAGAUACUCGAGGCCCAGAAGACGAGGGCCACAGAUCAAGUUUUAAAGGGGAAUCCCCCGCCGGUUCACGCAAGGCCGACGUUCAAUGAUGAUCCACCGGAGACGAAGGAAGAAAACGAUGCGAUCGACUGCAUUUCUGAUCGAAAAUCGGUGCUGGAGGAUCAAAGGCAGAAUUCCCAGGAGAAAUUUUACAUCCCCCAGUGCACACCCGACGGAAGAUACCACAAGGUUCAGUGCUACUCAGGGUAUUGCUGGUGUGUUUAUCAGGACACUGGUAAACCAAUACCAGGGACAUCCUCCAAGGAUCGUGCGCCCAACUGCAAUCCAGUUCCACCACCGAGUAGACCGAUGAAAGGAUGUCCAGAAUCUAAGAAGCAACUGUUCCUCCGCGAUCUCAUGGACCUCAUGGACAAGAGGAUGCAGGACUCCAGCACAGACUCAGCGGAGGCUACCGACAAAUGGCGAGCCUCCAAGGAGGAGCGAGUGGCUACCUGGCACUUUGUCAUGCUCGAUAAAAACAAAAACAAAGUCUUGGAGAAAAAGGAGUGGAAGAGUUUCCGCACAAUGGUGGCCAACAGCAGGCAGCUGAGAAGAUGUGGCAAGAAGCUCCCCAGGUACUGCGACAUCAACAACGACAGGAGGAUCAGUAUGACUGAGUGGCUGAGUUGCCUGAACGCGCAAAAGCCCUCUCAAGGUGACAGUGUAGAGAAUACAUCGACCCAAAAACCCCGAAGAACAGGUCCAAACCCCUUGGACCAGUUCCUGAACGAUGACGACUGAAUCACCGAAGUAUAAAUGCCCCCCCCCCCCUCUCAAGACUAGAUUUGUAUCGAUCGAAAUUUAUUUCUCCCCUCAAAACUCAUCUUUUUUACACAGUGAUAGAAACUAGAUAUAUUCGAUAAAUUUACGCAGCGACACUUAUAAGUAUUAUGCACGUAAUUAUGUAUUUAUGUUGAAUAUGUAUAUGUAUUUUUGCAUGAAAAAUAUGGUGCUUGAGCACUGUUAUCGAUUUUUUUACGUGCUAGGAUUAUUUGUCUGUCUUAAACUGAAAAAAAAACUUUUUCAUGGACUCCAUACGAAAACUGGUGACGGCUAUUUUUCGAAUAUUUUUAAGACUACUGGGUCAAUAGUCUAGAUAUCAACAAAAUAACGUCGCCAACUUUUCCUUUGAGUGAUUCGCCAUUCUCCCAUUUUCAAUUAUCCAAUUCCUCACUCGAUAAAUCCUCGAUAAGUCGAAAAAAAAAAUUAUCUAGAGCAAUAACAAAGUGUAGAUGUGUCUAUAAAACUGUAAUUAUCAAUUAAUAAUUAAUAAUUGAAUUUAAAAACAAUGUCCAGUGUUUAUCAGGAGUGCAAUAAAUUUCAUUUAUGCUA